UAUUGCUUCAGGAUAUUUAAUUUGGCACCACUUCAAAUGAGUUUUAUUAGAAAAUUAGAAUUGCAAAAAAAUUAAAAUAGUGUCGUUAUAUAACCCUAUAACUCGAGUGAAUUUCCAUUUAUGUUAGAUUUUUCGUAGGUGUAGAGGCACCAGCAAGAUGAAUUCGAAUAUCGAGAAAGAAAUUUGCAUGAGCUGUUUCUUCUCAUCCUGUUGGACCACGGCCUUGGUUUAUGGCUGGGAUCCAUUCCGAAUUUGUUCUUGUAAGCGGCCAAUUUACAAACAUACACACCCAAAAUUGACAAAGAUCUACAUUCGAUGCCUUCAGUUUACAUUAUGGCAAUUUACUGUUCUUUUAAUGUGGCAAUCGUUACCAAGUGUAGGUGAAUACGCAUUGUGUCUUGGAUUCUAUGACGUAUUUGAAAACGAUGGUAAAAUAAUGAACAUUUUUCUUGUUCUAUUAUAUCUUGCUUAUUCGAUCACUCUGACCUUUUGCAGCCACAACAAGAUCGAUCUGAUUACAAAACUAAGAAACGAAUGGUUCUAUGAAAGAAUGAUCGUCCAGAAUAAUGCUCUAGUAAGAAAUGUCUCUCUUUCUGUUUCGUUCAUUGUCAUAUUAUUUACGAUUAUUUUUCAAAUUGUCAAUCUGAAUGUUUAUUAUCCGGCAUUUGAAAAAAAGCAAUACUUUCAUUUUGAAGCUCUAAUGUGCACUGUUGAAUUUGGAUUUGUCACGACAAUAAUUAUAGGAGGUGUGGCACAUGCUUUACUAUUGAUUGGUAUGGUCAUAUGUGUUUCUUAUACAGAGUUUGAAGAACUUUGUUCAGAAUUCUGCAUAAUAAGAAGCAGUGACAGAAAUCUAAGAAGAAAAUUACAAGAUUUGAUGAAUCGUCACCAAGAUUUGUGGACUUUUAUAAAUCAGUGGAACACAAAAUUCAGUAUAGUUAGCGGAGUUUUUUAUUUCGGAAUAAUUUGGGGAACGAGCUUUUUGUAUUACGCUUACUUUUAUAUUCAUAUGCACGAGUUUUUAAGAAUUUGGAUUUUCAUGCUGAUGAUUACACUUUCGUUUAUCUGCAUUAUAUGCUGCUGUUUUCUAUGCUGCAUUGCUUUCACGAUGCAAAGCGGAUUUCAAGACAUUCGACGAUUUGUAAAUUGCGAUUUGAAUUUGCGACAAAAGCUAAAAGUAUUGAAUUUCAUCAAAAGAUUUGGAAAAGUCUCCUUGUGUCUGUUGAUUGGAGGUUUCUACAACGUCAAUAAGAGGAUCCCUCUAAAGAUUUCGCCAACCAAACUCCGAAGAAGAAGUUUGUCUGUGGAAAUUGUGGAAAAGAAUUCCGCUGGAAGUCAAAAUUUGAAAUUCAUAGGAGGAUUCACACGGGAGAAAAGCCAUUCUGUUGCCAGUUAUGUGAUAAAAGAUUCAUUCACGCUUCCGAUUUACAAAGGCAUCUGA
This is a messenger RNA of Centruroides sculpturatus (bark scorpion), 1441 nucleotides long. RefSeq lists its product as uncharacterized. Bases 158 to 1441 code for a protein of 427 amino acids. The transcript is spliced from 4 exons. The record is from RefSeq and is a predicted model, not a curated record. NCBI's taxonomy places the organism in Eukaryota, Metazoa, Arthropoda, Arachnida, Scorpiones, Buthidae.